Naegleria gruberi is the source of this 1290-nucleotide messenger RNA. RefSeq lists its product as uncharacterized. The transcript has a single exon. Lineage: Eukaryota; Heterolobosea; Eutetramitea; Acrasida; Naegleriidae. The record is from RefSeq and is a predicted model, not a curated record. The coding region runs from base 1 to 1290 and encodes 429 amino acids.
AUGUAUGAGGAUGGAAAUACUUCAAUCGAGUGCAAAGAUAUGUUUCGUAUUGGUAGGUGCAUAUCUGAUUUCUUAGACAUUGUUAUUAAAAACAAAAGCUGGCAUUUAUCUCAUGAAGAGAUCACAAAUAUUUUCAGAGAAACUUGUCCAAACACCAAACUUGUUCAUUUGGCUUAUUUAUUGAGAAGUGGCUAUUCUGUUGAGAAGAGAAGAUUGGUUAUUGGAUAUGUAUUACCUCUUUUUAGAACUUCAGAACACUAUCGCGAAACAUUGCAGAAAAUAUUUAUUGAUGCUUGUUUAAUGGAGCCAAAUAAUUCCAUCCUCUCAUAUUCAUUCACUUCCUCAUAUUAUCAUGAAUUGAUGGAAACUAAGGAAGUUGAUGCUGCGUUGUUUACUACUGCUCUCAGACGUAAUGGCAGUUUACUUUGGUUAAACGAGUUUUUAUGUACUUUGAUGGUUAGAAGAUUCGACAAAAACAAUUUAGAGGACAGUAACUAUGAAAUGGCUAUUUACUUACUAAAACUGAAACACCAGCCACAAAACGGAGCUAUUUCAACUGUUUAUCAAAUAUUUCAAUUAUUUUAUAACAGAAAGCAAGAUUAUAUGGAACAUUUCAAAGAAAUUCUUAGAAAUCCUAGUUCAUCCAAGCUGGUAAUUGAAAAUUUACAAAUUUUCAACCAAGUGUUUUUAGAAGAAGUCAUUACAGCACCACAUAAUCUUUAUGUUAGAAAGGAAUAUUGUAAAAAGUUCUUUACCACUAAGAGGGAUUAUGUUUUAAAUAAUGAAUUGGAAGAAAAGGCAUUCAAUUUUUUUAUUAAUUAUGAAGGAUAUUCAUGGGAAAUUGAUUAUUUGUUUUCCAAUUUUAUUCGACUAAAGGAAAGUGCUGGAGAUGAAUUUUACGAAAAACACAGACAUCACUUUUAUGAGAUUUUCUUCACUCACUGGAAAGAAGCCAUAGAAAAACAAGAAAUGCUUAUUGAGCUUUCGAAAAUUGAUCUUAAGAGAACUGUUGAUGAAAUGCUAAACGCUGAUCCACCCAUUUAUCUAUCAUGUAUUUUUUCGAAAUUGAAACAAGCAACUCAAAUUAUUGAGAUAUUUAAAACCUAUUCGAAUGAAAUUGAAAAGAAGGAGCAAGAAAUAUUAUUUUGCAACCUGACACAUGCUUUGAAAAAAGUUCUAAUCAAACAUUAUAAUGAAAAGACAAAAAAGUUUCUGUUGGAUAUGAUAGAUUGGAUGACACCAGUUUAUCCCAAGGCAAAUGAACUAUGUCAAAAGAUCUUGCAGAACUAG